AUGCUUCAUCUUGGUCAUGAGAUUUGUUUUGUUCUUGAGAUCUUUGCUAUAGAGACAAGGUGGAAGGGGCAAAAAGCAAAAGGUAUAAAGGGAUAUAAGUUGUGGUAUGGAGAUCUGGACAGCAAACAUAACGGGGUUGGCAUCCUAGUGUCUAAUGAUAUCCUAAAGCAAUUGGUUGAAGUAAGGAAGUGUAAUGGCAAGAUUAUUCUAGUUAGGAUAGUGGUGGGGGAAGAGAUCAUAUCCAUUGUCAGUGCGUACGGGCCCCAAGUUGGGCUCGAUGAAGAUGCAUGUAACUAUAACUCGGUAUAUGGAGGGUUUGGUUUAGAGGCAAGGAAUCAGAGUGGGGAGAAUUUGCUGGAGUUUGCACUAGCAAAAGAAUUGGUUAUAGAAAACUCGAUCUUUAGAAAGAAAGAUGAGCAUCUGAUCACAUAUAAGAGCGGCGGGCAUGCAACCCAAGUUGACUAUUUCUUAGUCCGCAAAAGAGAUGGGCCUCAUGCUUGGAUUGUAAGGUCGUGUUGGGUACAGAGAUGCCCACCCAACACAAGCUUUUAG
Molecule: messenger RNA, 552 nt
Organism: Amaranthus tricolor (Joseph's coat)
Lineage: Eukaryota; Viridiplantae; Streptophyta; Magnoliopsida; Caryophyllales; Amaranthaceae
Exons: 3
Coding region: 1-552 (183 amino acids)
Biological process (GO): chromatin remodeling
Cellular component (GO): nucleus
Source: RefSeq, a predicted model, not a curated record